AUGCCAGCGACCAAGCAUCCCGUCGUCUUCAUCCACGGGGCUAUGGGCUGGGGCAAGACGUCACCGCUCUUCAACAGCCUGCCGUCCUACUGGCCGAAGGGCGCUCUAGACGAGCUGAAUCCCAACCACAUCAUUGUCGACGUUGGCAAGGUUUCGUCCGACCACGACCGCGCGUGUGAGGCCUUUUACCAGCUCUUUGGUGGCACCGUCGACUACGGCGAAGCCCACGCCGCGGCCUGCGGUCACUUGCGCUUUGGUGCCACGUACUCGAAAGCCAUGGCAUUGCACCCCAACUGGAGCGAGCAUAACCCUGUGCACUUGACCGGGCACAGCCUUGGCGCCACGACGGCAAUCGAGCUCUACCAGUUGCUGUGUAAAGACGCAUUCCACGUCGGCUCGAACCACAAGUGGGUGAAGGGCAUUGUGAGCAUCUGUGGACCGUUGACCGGGUCGACAUUGGGCAACUUGCUUGGUGGCGACGUCGAGAAGGGUUUGUCGUACUGCAGUGCGGGCUACGUGGUGGGCACGGCGCUAACGGUGCUUUGGAAGUGCCAAGAGUUUUAUGCGCCGUGGCUCAAAUCCGUGUACGACCUCGGGAUGCCACAGUGGACGCGUCAUCCAUCAUGGUCCUGGGUAUUUUCACGCGCGAACGACAUGUACACGAGCCGAGACCUCGCGUUCUACGACAUUCUACCCGCUGCACGUCUGCGCAAGAACGAAAUGCUCAUUGACAUGGACAAGGUGCAUCUGCUGAGUAUCGCUACAAAGGCCACGGACACCGGACACAGCCUAUCAGUGCUUUCGUACCUUCUUCACGCGUUCACACGCGGUCUCGACGCCGACGCAUUGUACGACGGUACGGUUAUGCUCGCUAUUACUUGAUUACACGCGGUACCAAAGCGCAUGGAUAGGGUUCGAGAGCGAUCACUGGGCGCACAACGAUGGGGUUGUCAACACCGUCUCAAUGCGCUACCCACGGUCAGACUCGGAUGACUCGGAUGACAGCGGCAGUGUUACUGACCUCGAAGCCAGCCGAGGGAUGGUCCAAGGCAAAUGGUACACGCGACUUAUUGAGGGGAAAAACCAUCUCUGUGGCACGCACUGGGACAAUACUGCUGCCGCAUUGUACAAAGAUGUGUUUGCACAAAUAGUCUCUUGGGAAACGUAAGGUGUCGA
This is a messenger RNA of Saprolegnia parasitica CBS 223.65, 1176 nucleotides long. RefSeq lists its product as hypothetical. NCBI's taxonomy places the organism in Eukaryota, Oomycota, Saprolegniomycetes, Saprolegniales, Saprolegniaceae. The transcript has 7 exons. Bases 1 to 882 code for a protein of 293 amino acids. The record is from RefSeq and is a predicted model, not a curated record.